Molecule: messenger RNA, 546 nt
Organism: Enterobius vermicularis (human pinworm)
Lineage: Eukaryota; Metazoa; Nematoda; Chromadorea; Rhabditida; Oxyuridae
Source: the annotation of a GenBank genome assembly
AUGGUAGAUGAUGGAUCCGGGGCGCGAGGGUUAGCAUCACCGCGCGCUUGUCCCGGCUUCUGUGGUCGAACUGCAUCAAGCGCUGUGUUUGGUAACACUACAUACUCAUCUUGUCAGGUAGAGAGGAAGCAAGAGGAACUAGAUGCAUUAACCGUGGAAGCGGGUCUGGAGGCCUGUAGUUGGGGUAGUCGAAGUUGGGGAAGUAGUACGUUGUGCACAGUUUGUUUUGAACCGUUACCAUUGUACGACUGGCUCUAUCUGCUGUUCGUUGCAAUUGUUCCGCUGCUACUACAUUCGCUUUUUAUUUACAUCUACACUUCAAAAAACUGUUUCCGAAGAUUGCAGUUUAUUCAUUACUUAUGUUCGUUUUUCGAGUGUUUCCUCUCAAGUGUGUUCUCUUUGCUAGUAGUGCCUCCGAAGGGGUCUCUUUUACUUUAUGGUUGCCCAAAGUGGUCCUUAAGGGAAUGGUACCCGGUGUUUUAUAAUCCUGUCGUUAAUCAUACUUAUACACUAAGAUGCGCUCAUGAAAUUGUCUUUCCAUUGUAA